This is a messenger RNA of Erigeron canadensis, 864 nucleotides long. Its product is annotated as protein GAMETE EXPRESSED 1-like. Lineage: Eukaryota; Viridiplantae; Streptophyta; Magnoliopsida; Asterales; Asteraceae. The record is from RefSeq and is a predicted model, not a curated record. The coding region runs from base 105 to 800 and encodes 231 amino acids. The transcript is spliced from 6 exons.
UGUUGUAUUUCGAGAAGAAAAACUUUUCUUUGAGUUUUUGUUCCAUAGUUCAUUUGCCGAAACUACUAUCCGACUGUCUAUUGUUGUUACACAUUGUAUCCGAUAUGAGUCAUAUGAAGUGUUCUAGUGUAGGGAUGUUAUUGGUGCUAGUAUUGCUAUCGUAUAGUUGUUCUUUUGCUUUUGGUGGGGAGGUUGGUUAUAGUAAGGAAGAAAUAACAUCGAGUGAAAAAGUUAAUGCAAGUUCGUGCUUGAAAUCUGUAUAUGAUAGUAUAGCUAUAGGAUGUUCUGAGAUUCUAGGUGAAGAAGGGCGGUCAAGGUUAGCUUGGAAUCUUACUGAUUGUGUUUGGAAGGACAAAAGAGAUCAACUUUUUCCUUACUGUGAUGUAAAAUCUCCGAUGAAAGAUUGUGUAAAGAAGUUAGAUGAUGAUGCACAUAUGAUGUACCUUGAGUUCUAUCGUCAGACUAAUGACAUAUGUCUUCUGUUACAGGAUGGUGCCGAAUUCAUAAGAGAAAUGGAAGUGAUGGUGAAGGAACUCAAAAGGCAAGCAAUGCAAAGUGAGCAGAUGAUUGUUGAGAUUGAUAGUAAACAACAAGAACUCAUAGAGUUAGAAGAACAAUUAAACAAAGUUCAGGAAGAGUUAGAACAAUUAAACAAAGUUCAGGAAAUGUUAGAACUGAUACUAGAAAGUGUGCCUUUUGACGUGGACAAGCUUUACACGCUGUACAAAGCACAUUUGCAGAAAUUAAGGGUCAUUGCAACUUUUGUUAUAAUUUUGCUUAUCUACUUUUUCUGUUACUGAUCUGGGGAAACUCAAGCCAUCAUCAUUAAACAAAGUUUAAACCGUGCAAUCAUAGGUUAUGAUC